This is a messenger RNA of Iphiclides podalirius (scarce swallowtail), 1332 nucleotides long. NCBI's taxonomy places the organism in Eukaryota, Metazoa, Arthropoda, Insecta, Lepidoptera, Papilionidae. The record is from the annotation of a GenBank genome assembly.
AUGGUGACCACACCAUUAGCCAAAUCCGAUGUGGACUCGCCGAGCGCGAGGGCGCGGCCGAGCGGCCACUACGGGGGCGGUCGCGGGCACAGGAGGUACAGAACGCAAAAAAGGAAUGCGCAGAAGAAGCGUCAGCAGUAUUCGUUGGGCGAUGGUGACCCAGUGGCCCAGUUCGACGUGGCCGAUUUCCUGCAGAGCUACGACAACGCGGUGGAUGGCAACGCCCGAUACGCCGACGCGGCCAAAAACGAUUUCAGACGGCGAAAGUCAAAAGGAUACAACAACUUCGACAAUUUUGGAAAUCCCUUCAGCGUGAAUGCAAACGACAAAAGGGGUGAAGGUUGGGCUGAUUCCGCAGAAGAAGAUCAGAACAAUUUAGCCGAAAUAACUCACACGCUCAAGAGUUCGACCGAGUCACUUGAUGAUAAGAACUUUGACUAUAGAUUCGCGGCCGUCGAUGAGACAACAAAAGAGAAUAUAGAUCGUAACCGUAAUUAUCUCCCAAAAAGUAUCUAUGAUGGCGACAUGAUUGAGCGAAGUCAGUCUAUUCAUCAUCAACAGAAAAAAGGGGUUCUCAAGAAUAUAAGAUUCCCUUUUUUUUCCCGUAGCAAGCCCAGCACGUUUAUACCUACGAAAGAUAGAAAGAGGAAGACAUCGAAAAGUUCUAAAGUGGAGAGAACCAAGUCCAUGAUCAACGUAAACGGUCAAGUACUGAACGACGAUAAAGAAAACUUGUACGCUUCGCACUUAGCGAGCGAUUUCUUUAAUAAAAUUAAAAGGUCAUAUAUUGAAAUAAUGUGUCCCGAGUGUAAAAAGAAAUACGUAGCAAAUCCAAAGGCGGUCCCACAAAGCAGGGACGUUUAUGAUAAAGUUAUUCAUAACAGUAGACAAUUCUUCCAAAAUCAAGUAGUGGGUAGAAGUAAUGGUAAGGAUAAGAAAGAUACGGUGUCGUGGCCAGACGUUGGACGAAAAAGACGACAGUAUUACGACGGUGGAAGAGAAAAUAAGGAAAGGCAGUUGCAGGAACUUGAAGAAGUCGCGAGGAAGAUUGAAAGCGUUAACUGUAUCAAGGGUCGACUUCUGCGAUGCGCCGACUUUUUAAGGUACACUUUUCCGUUGCGAUCGUAUCAAAGGGGAAAUGUAACACAAGUUUCCAAUGGCCCGCGGCCGCGGUACCCCAAAGCGUGGGAGGGUGCAGAUGAGGAAUGGGCAAUUUUCGCCGGCGACGCCUCGCGAGCGAACGCCGUGCGAGAUACACUCUCAAUAUUUAAAUGCGCAAUAAAACGGAGUAGAUCGCGACGGGCGUCAAGCGACAGGCGACAAGCCUGCCGC